AUGACAGACACUAAGACGCAAAACGCCAUUUCUCUAAAAGGAUCAGCCCAGCUUGUGAAGGAGUUUUUUCGUUAGUUUUACAUGUAUUGAAAGACAUUAAUUUUCAACGUUUUUUUUUUCUUGUAUAGUAUACCUCUUUUGGGUUUUCGGAUGAAUUGUUAAGAGGUCUUUUUUCAGACUUUGGGAUCAAUAGUAUUUUAUAUCAACGUGCAUUAUAUCCGAGCGAUACUUUCCGUCGAGAGAAAAAGUAUGGUCUGACGCUUCUCGUGACCCAAGAUGCCAAACUGAUCGCCUUUCUCGAGCCCCUGCUGCAGCAAGUGGAAUGUUCGUCAAUGAAAUCUUGGAAACCAAUUGAACUUCUUUCUAUUCAGAUUGGUUGUCCAAAAAGCAGCUGAAGAGAUUGGUGAUGGUGAUUUCCGAGGUCCGAUCCAAAGAAGUCGUCGAAAGAUGGCAGUUCGACAUUCAUACAGAAGAUGUCGACGAGCAAGGGUUAGUUUCAAAGAUUUCUCCGUGACCUUGUGAAAAGUUUUGUUCAACCACUUCAUUUUUUUACUCUACAGAUUGCGGAAACAAGUCUCAAAAGCUUAAAGUUCCAAUAUAGUACUGCUCGAAAUCUCUAAAGCUGGUCAGACCAGGUUUUGAAUCAUUAGUUCACUUGUUAUGUAUCCUCUGUUGGAUAUUUUUAACCUGCCUUAAUUUUUGAAAAUCAUGAGCCAAUCAGGGGUUCGCUUAGAUUUAUAGAACGGUAAUGGAUUCCCUUUGUGUCAAACCUUUCGAGAUUUUGCGACGUUUUGGCCCGUUGCGCAAGAAAUCCAACAGCGGCACAAGCACUCGAAUUAAUCCCCAAUCCAACACGCUGGCGCUACUUGACUCGCCAACCGGCGCUAUCUGUGCCUCUUUUUUGGCCAGCAAAUUGUCCAAUGACCCAGGCGACCAUUUGUUUUUUCAACGGAUUUCCACUGUUUGCAAACCAUGUGUCCGAGGCGCGAAACGCAUACUAACAGCCACUGAAAUGCGAUAUCUUCACUAAUUUAGCUAACGUUCAGAGAAAACGCGACGAGGCAAAAGGACGAGAAGAAAAUCCGACAGGAGAUCAGCGACGUGUUACGGUGAGGGUCUAUCUUCAUUUCGGAGUCUUUGGGGGAUGGAUUGGUUGGGAGGAUAUAUCCUGUAACUGUAUUUUGUUAAUCAUCUUAGUUCUGAACAAUGAGGAUUUUGACGUUGUCAUAAUAACGCAACGGUAGGAAAUACGCCAAAAAUGGUCUGUCCAUAUCUAGGCCGAUUUGGUUAGCGUCUUUCUUUGAAGACUCGCCUAAUUUAGUUACACGCAAAGCUUUUGGGGUCUUGAGUGGCCGAUGACCCGCUAUCCGACCGAAAAAGUGAACGGCUACUGUAACCGCGCCUGGCUAAUUACUGCCAAAUAAGGGACCGUGGCUCGCAGCAUUUAUUCGGGAUCAUCAUUCAAUUGGAUGACCGGAUGGCCCUACCUAAACGGAAUUAACUUUUCUUCGGAGACAGCAGUUAUAUGUGCUCUUUUGUUCCUCUCAUUGAGAUAUAGACGCGGAGAUGUCAGAAAAGAGACUGCCAGAAACUUAGUAUCGUGUAAGGACAGAAUCGGAAAGCUUUUGAAGGAGAUUCUUUCAAUAAACGAGAAGAUAAGUAGUAGCAGUAGUAGAAAUUUUAGCUUAAUAAAAAAAAUAAGCUCAGAUUUGUUCAUCUGAAACAUUUCGUGUUGAACUGCAAAGCGAUUUUAUAAACUCUUUAUAAUUGAACUAAAUGAUUGAAGAUAAGGUUUUCGCAAAUUGCUGUGCUUUCCGGAAAGUAUUAUUGUUUUAUAAAAAUGGUCAAACGCUCAUAAUAAAAAAAAAAAUCUUGAGAUCAGAUUGACAGACUCAAAAAUCAGUCAGCUUAGCUAUGAACUCCCAUCUGAAAGCCCAGUAGAAGUUCGCGAAUUCAGACAAAUCACGGCCUCGGUUUCCUUCUUGCCGCUGCUCGAGGAGCCUGUCUCAUUCGAUGUGCUCAUCUACACGGCCAAGAACACGGAAGCUCCUGAAAACUGGACCGAAAGCGGCGCUUGCCUCAUCCAGAACUCGGAACAGGUCCAACUCCGAUCUUUCUCCACUGCUGUGCACUCGGUCAACACAAAUGUCCAGUACAAGGCUGAUUAA
Caenorhabditis auriculariae is the source of this 2168-nucleotide messenger RNA. NCBI's taxonomy places the organism in Eukaryota, Metazoa, Nematoda, Chromadorea, Rhabditida, Rhabditidae. The record is from the annotation of a GenBank genome assembly.